Ustilago hordei is the source of this 1878-nucleotide messenger RNA. RefSeq lists its product as uncharacterized. Gene Ontology annotation, biological process: ubiquitin-dependent protein catabolic process; protein ubiquitination; mRNA processing. The coding region runs from base 1 to 1878 and encodes 625 amino acids. Gene Ontology annotation, cellular component: nucleus. Gene Ontology annotation, molecular function: nucleic acid binding; zinc ion binding; ubiquitin protein ligase activity. The record is from RefSeq and is a predicted model, not a curated record. The transcript has a single exon. NCBI's taxonomy places the organism in Eukaryota, Fungi, Basidiomycota, Ustilaginomycetes, Ustilaginales, Ustilaginaceae.
AUGGCGUCCGCAUCCGUCUACUACAAGUUCAAGUCCCAAAAGGAGCCUUCGCGCAUCACCUUCGAUGGCACCGGCAUUUCGGUAUGGGACCUCAAGCGUGAGAUCAUCCUGCAGAACAAGAUGGGUCGAGGCACCGACUUCGAUCUCGGUGUGUACAAUGCUGACACCGACGACGAGUAUAAGGACGACAACUUCCUCGUUCCAAGAUCAACCCAGGUCAUCGUGCGUCGACUGCCUCCUUCCAAACCAGGCCGAGGUACCGCGCAAAACUAUGUGGCUGAUCUCAAUGGAGCAGCCGACCCCACCGGAGCCAGUCGAUUCUCCGGCACAGCAAAUGCUGCCGGCGUCAAGCCAAACGAUGCCCGCUCUCAGAUGUACCGUGGACCCAUGACGAUGAGGUUUGAUGGCGGCAAGGAUGCCACCUCAGGAUCUGCUCAACCUUCGUCCAGUGUUGCUGGGAGUGGCUUCGUGGAUCCAUCGGUCGCCGCCACGGGGGACGAAGCUGACCGCAUUGCAGCCAUGUUCCAGGCCACCACUGAACAAUGGGACGAAACGCAGGAACGCAUGUCGCACGCCACCUAUCGCGAUCGUUCAGGACAAGCACGUCGAGGUGGUCCACCAAGACCCAUGACCACUCAGCGUCCACAGCAUAUACCCGAUCGCCCACCACCCGUUGGUUACGUAUGCUUCCGCUGCGGCAAGCCUGGACACUGGAUUCAAGAUUGCCCAACGAACGACGACAAAGACUUUGACAAUCGUCCACGAUUCAAACGAACCACUGGUAUCCCCAAAUCUAUGCUGAAGACCGUCGAGCAGCCUACGGAAGAAGAUCAACGUGCAGGAGUCAUGCUUACAGCCGACGGAACCUAUGUGGUGGCGCGUGUAGAUCAGGAAUCAUGGCGCAAGAACCGUGUUCGCACCAAGCCACUAACACAAUCCGAUGUCUAUCAGUCGGCACCCACCGAUACCUCGCUGGCAUGUCCGCUCUGCUCCAAACUUCUCCGAGACGCUGUGGUGACGCCAUGUUGUAAGACAAAGUACUGUGAGGAGUGUAUCCAGACACAUCUCCUCGAGCAUGAGUUCACGUGCGCUGAGUGCGACAAGCGCAUUGCCGAUCUUGAACAGCUCAAAGCAGACGAAGAGACGAGGAAGAAAGUCAAGGAGUACGUCAAAGAGGCCAUCGAACAGAGCGAACGAGAGAUUGAGGAGGAAGCCAGAAAAGCAGAACAGGGUGACACAGCGGACCACAAGGCUGGCUCGCCUGCUCCUGGCCAAGAAAGGACACAGAGUCCUGGCGCUUCCCACAACAAUCAGGAUGAACAAACGCACAAAUCGACAUCGCAAGCCGACAACGAGCUGUCUUAUGGCGAUGGCAACGACACCAGUACCGGCAACGGAAACGGAAAUGGACAGACUGGCGGGAUGCCAGCAGGAGGCAUGGUAUUCAAUCCGCAGAUGGUCCAACAGAUUAUGAUGAUGUUGCAGAACCCGCAACUUCCACCACCGUUGCGGAUGCAGCUUCAGAUGCAAUUGCAGAUGCAGCAAUUCGCCUUCAUGCAACAAAUGCAACAGCAGCAGCAACAGGGAGGGAACGGAGGUGGACCAGGGAUGGGUAUGAGCAACAUGCAAUUGGGCCAGAUGGGUAUGACGCCAGGUGCACAAGGCAUGUCAUGGGGACAGCAGCAAGCAGCCCAGGCGACAAAUCCUUUCAGCAAUCGCGCGCCACCGACCAACGAAAACUCGGCCUACAUGCGCAUCCCCGUCAAUCAGGCUAGGCCCAGACCAACAGGCACCAAGCGCGACCGUCCCACCGACUUUGUCGAGGUCGGUAGUCAGGGCGGCGACCCAAACAAGUCGGCACGAACUGACGAUUACUGA